Molecule: messenger RNA, 4293 nt
Organism: Peronospora matthiolae
Lineage: Eukaryota; Oomycota; Peronosporomycetes; Peronosporales; Peronosporaceae
Source: the annotation of a GenBank genome assembly
AUGACGGCGGCGGUUGUGGAGAUGCCCAGCUACGAAGCGCUGCAAUCGCAGCUGCAUGCCAUGUCCUACAGUGAGCCGCUAGGAGUUGAAAGCGUUUCCCUCGUCUGUCGCUUACUUCACGACUUGCAAGAAGUAACAGAAGCGAAAGACGAGACGGAGCAGAAGCUGGAGCAUGCACAGAAGGAAGCGCUUGAGCUGGCGCAGCGUCUCCAGCCGCUAACUCGAGAGAACGCAGAGCUGACGCGCGAGAACAACAGUCUAUAUCUGGAGAUUAUCCAUCAGGAAGAGGCAAUUACAGAGAGGGAGAGAGCCUUUGAGCUCGAGCUUGAGGCUCUGCACGAUGACAUGAGAAAGCUCCAGAUGAUGAACUACCACAAGACGCAGCAAUGCAACGAGAAAGAGCAGGAAGUGGCCAAGUUACGGACUCAAUGGGAGCAGGUGCUAGCGACAGGAGCAACUUCUGCGUUGCCGUCUGCUGCAAUGAAGAGAUCCGCGACGCCGCGGUCGCUGCAACGAUUUUCUUUAGACAGCCAUCUAAUGAGGAACAUGCAGCAGCAACAGUCGGAAGAGCUGACACAAGUGACCAGAGACGUGCACAAGCAGCUUGCGGAGCUGACAGCUGAAAAUGUCAAGCUGCAAGCGCAGUGCGAUCAGCUACACGCUAAACUGGGAGAUCGAGAGCAGGAGAUUGACAGGCUGUCGAACUACUCGGUGGAAGCAGCAAACAACCAGACUACGUCAUCAGCGGAAUCGCAGGACUUGGAGGAGCAGUAUCGUACAAGGGAAAAGGAGGAGGCGGCUGCUGUGCAGGUGGAACUGCUGAGUGCGCAGAUCAAUAGUCUAAAAGAUGAGGUGACGAGGUAUGAAAGACGGCUUCGGGACGCGGCAGAACAGAUUUGUCGAAAUGACAGCAUCACAGAGAAGCUGCAGCAGGCUGAGCUAGAUCGGGAGAACAUGGAAGAAGAAUUUCGAGUGCUGCAGAGCAAGUACCGUAUCCUGGAGGAAAAGAACUUGCAAUGUGGAGACGCACAUCGUGAGCCGGAUAGCUUUUUGGAGAUGUGCGACCCCGCGCCUGCUAAUGAAAACUUGGCAGAGGAAGAAGAACAUAUGGACGUAGCAUCGCUGAAGAAACAGGUGAAAACACUGAAAGCGCACAAGGAUAAGCUUGGGGAUGCGCUUCGCGCUAUGCAAUAUGAAAAAGUAUCGUAUACGAAUGCUCUUGCGAAUGCAAACUCGCAUAACCGCGUACUCACGAGCGAUCUAGCUCGCGCUGAAGCGAGCGUAAAGGAGCUUACAGCGGUAAAAGCUAACUUGGAGCAGUCGCUGGCAGACACUCGGGCAUCUUCGGGUACAAGUGCCCGUGAGCGGGACGUGCUUCAUGAAUCUCUUGAGCAGAGUGAGAGCAAUCGCACGCUCAUCAGCGAGGAAAAAGCCUCGCUUGAUCGAGAGUUACGAUCUCUGAAAAAAAUACUGCGUGAGCGCGACGAUGAGUGCCGAUCUUUGAACCAUGCACUUCUCGUUUGUAAGAGGGAAGUGGAGCGUUUGACUGGAAAGCUCGAUAAGCUGGAAACAGCAGCCAGCAACGCGGGGGGUAGCGAUGAAGCCCAUGAUGACAGAGCAGCAGUCCAUGCUCAGGAGAAAAAGUGGCUGUUGGACGAGCAGCAUGAUCUUCGUUGUGCAAAGGAAGCGCUGAUGCUUCGUGUGGUAAAUCUCGAGGAGGACUUGCAAGAGACCAAGACUUUACUGGAAGAAGCAGAGCUUGAGAAAAAGGGUCUAACGGAGAGGGCAAACACGGCGUUAAAAAUGCAGAGCAAUCUUGAAUCAAUGCUGGAGACAAAAAAGCGCGAGUCACUCGAUCUUCAGAAGCAACUCAUCGAAAGUAAGGAAAAGAUCCGUCCGCUCGUUGACAAGCAGCACCAAGCACAAACGCUGCUCAGUCAGGCUGAAGGUACCGAGGACGAGAAGCUGAUCGUCCAGAAUGAGGCCGCAGCACUUAAACGACACGUGGAAGAGUUGCGCGACCAAAAUGCGAGGUUAAGAAAUCGCGUGGAAAAUGAAGAUUUGCAGGUUAAGAGGCUAUCGGAUCAAAUUCGAACUUUGCAGGCAGAAUGUGCCGUGAUGAGCAAGAAGUGUACAACACUUGAUAAAGAGAAGGCAGGUCUGUUGGAUAGUUACGAGAACGCUAUGGUAGAGCUGCGCACCGCCCGCCAGUCAUGGAAUUAUUACCAGAACGAAUUUGAAAAGCUGUCGAGCGAAGUACAGGCUCAACAACAUUCGCUUUCGUCUGGUGAAGAUGCGCUCCAGUCUAGCCAUGUCUCGAUAAGUGAUCUUAAGAAACAGGUUCAGCGGUUGCAGAGUGAGUUGAAGCUCAAGCAUAACAAUCUGGCUCACGUGGAGACACGACUAGAACAAGAGAAGACCACGCACAAAAGCGUCCACACGCAAUUGGUUCUGCUUCAAGACGAGCUCUCACAGGCGAAAGAGACAAAUGGCGCGCGCGAGAUUGGGCUGCAACAGUUACGAGAGGAGAACCAGGCCAAGGAUCGUGCAUUGGCCGAGAAAACCGAAGCUCUUGAUAACUGUAAGCUGCUUAUCGAGCAGAUGGAGUCGUCCCGGGAUCAGCUGGUUUUUCAGACGAAGCAGCGACAGCAACAGAUCCAGCGGCACCAACAAGAGAUCGACGAUCUGCGCACAAAGAUCACCUCGCUCGAGAACGAGAACUCAGCGAAAGUUGUUGAGAUUGCGUCGCUAAAGAAGCUGUCACGAACGCUGGACAGUGAAAAAGAUGCAGUGAAUGAUCAGCUGGAUAUUUUGACUGAGAAAUAUCAGGAGAUCGAAAAGCAAAGCGGCGAGCUUCGCCAGGCCGUUGAAGCGAAACAAUCUGAUGCUGCCGGGCUUCAGGAGCAAAUGAGAAAUCUGGUGAACAAGCUGAAUGAGUCUGAAGAUAAGCUGGGUAAGAUGCAAGCUCACUGCUCGAAACUUGAAAAUGAGCUUGACCGUCUUGAGCAUUUGAAGGGAGUGCACACUGCCGAGUUGACAGCACUUGCCCAAGACCUGGAGAAUAUGACGAUAGAAAACCAAGCGAUUGCUGAAGAGUGUACCCGUUUGCAAAGAAUGGAGCAUUCUCGUUCCCAGUCGGCCAAAAGUAUGAAGCAUAGUACAAGGGAAAUUGAACGGCAGAGAGACACACUGCAGAUUGAGCUAGAGGACCUGCGCCAUACGUACCGAUCGUUGAUACAAGAGCAGGAGGGGAUGCAAAAAGCACGUGCGGAAAUGCUUGCACUCCAGGAUGAGCUUGCGUCAGUGAACGAAUCUUUAAGGAAGCAAGUCGCUGCGUUUGACAAUCAACUUCGAACGUUGAGGGAGAAAAAUGCGACUUUGACGACCGAAGCAACCACGUAUCGUGAUCAAGUCAGCUUUCUUACCGAAAAGCUCCAGAAAAGUGAGGAAAAACACGACGACCUCCAAACGCGAAUGCAGCAGUUGGUGCAAGAGCUAGAUACCCAAAAACAGAUUUCGACUGAGAUUUCUGCUCAGCGUUAUGGAGCCCAAGCUGAGAACGCUACCGUGUCCCAGCGCAUUGUGCACUUGGAGGCAAAAUUGAGCAACUGCAAGUACGAAGUCCAGUCCUUGCAAGCUAAGCUUCGUGACGAGCAGUCCCAGCGGCGAAGUCUUGAAGAGGUUGCUUCUACCCUUCGCCAGAAGAUAGCGACAAACGAAAAUGUGAUCUUGCAUUUGGAAGAGCAACGAAAUGCGAUGGCUCAGGAAAUUCAGGCUUCUUAUCUACGUCAGGUUCCAGUUUCCACGGCCAUCAUGGACAUGUCGGAGCUCAAUCACGCACCACCGUCUGUUGGUCAGGCAUCCCACAUGUUGCGAUCGAAAGCACCUGGCGCAACGAGAGACCGUUUAACUCCACCCCCGAUAUCGCCAAAUGCAACAGGAAGCACUCCAGAAUCUGGGGAAAAGUCAUCUAGCGCGUCCUCCUCACUUCUGCCAUACCACGCGAUUGAAAAGGCCCAGAUGAAGUGCCAAGAGCUGGAAGACCGACUGGCUCAGCAAGAUGACACGAUCAAGGAAAGUUUAUACGAAUCGUUUCUUACAUCGCUGGCACGGGCACUAAUGACUAUCUGGUAUUUAUCUGCAGCAACUGGAGAGAUCGCGUUGCAAGUUCAAGCGGUUUGCAGCAAAGUACGAGCGCGAAAUCCAGCAGCGCGAUCGAAAAAUCGAGGAGUUGCAGAACAGCUCUCAUGCGUCUUCGUUCGUCUCCCCCGAUGCGCCAUCAUCAAGGUCUAG